Messenger RNA from Petromyzon marinus (sea lamprey), 3594 nucleotides. RefSeq names its product PRKCSH beta subunit of glucosidase II (gene PRKCSH). NCBI's taxonomy places the organism in Eukaryota, Metazoa, Chordata, Hyperoartia, Petromyzontiformes, Petromyzontidae. Gene Ontology annotation, cellular component: glucosidase II complex. The record is from RefSeq and is a predicted model, not a curated record. Gene Ontology annotation, molecular function: calcium ion binding. Gene Ontology annotation, biological process: liver development; N-glycan processing.
GUCAUCAGCCAAUAGGAGCUCGCCGCUUGGCACGUCCGUGUUGCAGUGCUGUCAACUCGGAUUUUGGUUACUUUGAAAUCUCUUCGUUUCUUUUAAUGUAAAAUCCCUUCCGCGCCGUUUGUUUGUUUGUUUGUUCGUCGUCGUUUAUUGCUUAACCGCCGACGUCGCCCCGCGUGGAAUUGAGAGAAAGAUGCCGAGGGUCGCGCUGAUCCUCGCUUUUAUUUUCGCGGCGUCCGCGGCCGAAGUGAGACGACCCCGAGGUGUAUCCGUGACGAAGCGUCCGCUUUAUGAUGAAACCAAGGACUUCACAUGCCUUGAUGGCUCCAAGACCAUGCCCUUCGACCGUGUGAACGAUGACUACUGCGACUGCAAGGAUGGCUCCGAUGAACCAGGGACGUCGGCGUGCCCCAACGGAAACUUCCACUGCACCAACGCGGGCUAUCGUCCACAGAACAUCCCCUCCUCGCGCGUCAACGACGGCAUUUGCGAUUGCUGUGACACCACCGAUGAAUACAACAGUGGUGCUGUCUGUGAGAACACGUGCAAGGAACUGGGACAGAAGGACCGAGAGAACAUGGCCAGGCAGGCGGAGGUGGCGGCCGAGGGCUUCCGCAUCAAGCAGCAGCUCAUGGAGGAGACGAAACGCGGCAAGGAGGAGAAGCAGAAGAAGUUGGAGUCCCUGAAGGACGCGAAGCAAGCUUGGGAGGACAAAGUGCACGCCUUGCAGCAGCAGAAGGAAACCGUGGAGUCGCCGGAAAAGGAAGCCAAGGAGAGACAUCAGGCAUCGUGGGAAGAGUUGAAGGAAGCGCGACGCAAGGAGGUGGAGAAGGAGAAGGCAGGAGCAGCGUUCUCCAAACUUGACGAAAACUCGGAUGGGUUCGUGUCCGUGCAGGAGUUACAGGCCCACAAAGAGCUGGAUGCAGAUGAAGACGGGGAGGUCACAGAGGUUGAGGUGCAGACUUUUCUGGGAGGAGCUGAGACGGUGGACCUGCAAGGAUUUGAGGAGUCUGUGUGGGAGGGCAUCAAGGAGAAGCUGAGACUGGAGGGCGACGUGGGCGAGUCGCCGCCUCCGCCGCCCCCCGCGGCGCCCGAGGAAGGUGCCGAGCCCUUCCCGGACCUCCGCUACGACGAGGUGGACGACGAACCCAGGGAGGACGUGGAGGACGACGUGGACGACGAUGUGGACGACGAUGUGGACGAUGAGGUCGGCGACGAGACCGACGAGGACGACGCGCACCACGUGGAGGACGACCUCAAGGAGCGAGACGCCCAGGGAGACAAGCAGGACACGCUGGACGAUGAAGACAGGAUGCCUGCGUUCGAUCCGGACACACAGGCACUCAUUGACGCUGCGGACAGGGCACGGGAAGACCUACGGAUAGCAGAGAAGUCACUCCGAGAAGUGGAAGACGACAUCAGGAGCCUGGAGAAGGAACUGGGUUUGGACCUCGGGCCGAAUGGCGAGUUUGCGUACAUGUACGGCAAGUGCUUCGACAUGACCACCACCGAAUAUGUCUACAAGCUGUGCCCGUUUGACCGAGUCACACAGAAGCCCAAGAAUGGAGGCAGCGACACCAGCCUUGGGACGUGGGGCUCGUGGGUGGAGAGCGACGGGAAUAAGUACGGCUCAAUGAAGUAUGAGCAUGGCAUGUCGUGCUGGCAGGGGCCCAACCGCUCCACCAAGGUGAAGCUGUCUUGUGGAAAGGACACGGUGGUGGUGUCCACGUCGGAGCCGUCGCGCUGCGAGUACCUGAUGGAGGUGCAGACGCCAGCCCUGUGCCAGGAGAUGACGGGAGACAAGUGGGCCGACAAGCACACGGAGCUGUGAUGCUUCUCUUGAGGUCGCUGGAAGGGUCCGCACGUGGGGAAGGUGUCGGUCGUUUUUCUUUUCCAAGGCAACUGAAUUGUCCCUCGUUCCACUGUGAUUCAUGUUCUCUCAUGAUACAAUUCUACAUCUCGAGCGACUGGUCACCACAACGUCAAGUCCAUUGCACUGAAUCGAGCUGCUAUGCUCCACACGACAAGUCAGCCGACCCAAGUUACCAUUUUCCAAGUGUUUUUUGUUUGUUUUUUUAGCACACAGGCCAUGUUUAUUUGGUCAAAAUAUGUCUAUACCGCUUUUGCUGACUUAAUUGUGAAGUAAGACAAGAAAAAAGUCAAUCGCUGAAACGAAAAUAAAUUGUGUUUUCGUCAAUUCGCCUGGCGCACUUGUGUAAGUAAUUGAGACCAGAAUGACAGUGGUUUUGACUUUCACCGAGUCACAGACUACCACCGUAAGCCAUUGGUUGCCCGCAUGCUUUGGCGGGGGAGGCCACGGAUAUGCACACAACACAAACAAUGUGGAUUGCAGCGGUGUUGAGUAAUAAAUGUUCAUGAAGAUGCCUUAGCAUUGCCUAAGAUGGUGGAAUCUUUUUUUUACGGUACUAAGUCAAAACAUUUUGCGCCUCUGUUCUCUCCAGCAAGUACUUGGCGGGAGCAGGGGGGGGGGGGGGUGGUGCUGAUGCUCAUCUUCAUCGGUAGCCUCCAGCCACUGGUGGAAAUCCCACAUCACAAUGUUGGGGUUCAGUCUCAACCAUGGGAUGCCCACUAUUGGCUUUCCACAGAGCAGUACUUUGUUUUAUGGAUCCCUGGAUGGAUGAUGGGUUGUUAUCAAUGCUCGAUGAGGAUUUGAACUUGUGACCUUAGGAUUCUUGGUUGAAUUCUGGAACCCCCACGGCGCCUUUCCAUUGGCCAAAUAUUUCAAAAGCCUCUUAAAGUGCAUGAAUGACUUACGGCUUCAAAUCAUGGUGAGAGUUUACACAUUUACCAUCAGGAUAAUUUUCCAUUUAAUUCUUACCUCAUCAGCAUUAUCACCAUUAUCUUCCACCCUUCGCAUCCCAUCAGCAUCUUAGAUCCAUCCAUCCUAUCUUCAUCAGCAUCUUCUUCCGAUGUCAGUAAUGUUAGCACCACUUUUGUGAUCCUCUACCACUUGUUGGGAUAAAUACAAAUUGGAUGGCUUACGGAGGAUCUCGUCAUUGGAAUAUGGAAUUUCCACCACUGGCUCAAGACCACGAACUUGCCGCUACGCUUUUGCCCAGAGCUCGUUGAAAAUCGACAGCGAUCAGAUGGCCCAAACGUCCGAUCGUCCCCCGUCGGCGAAUAAAAACUAUUUUUGUUGUUCAUUUAGUGAAGUUGUAAUCGGCCUGCGUGCAGUCCACCCAGAUCGCCGACUAUUCAAUUUUGUCACGGCGUAAUGAAGACGUGUAGGGGCAGGCGUGUGGUUUUUUUCCCCCCUUUUAAAGAUAAUGGUUGGACCUGCAAUUCCUAAACUUGCAUUCCUUUAAUUUUGGGGUUCAUGUCGCACAUCUGUUGAUGAAAAAAAAAUCAAAUUUCGGAUCACUUUGCAGUUUUACCACCCCCUUGAAUAUCCUGUGAACUCUUCGGUGCGGGGCUGUGUUUUGCGAAUGCUUUUUUUCUGGCGUGCGUGUUCUGUUCACGUGCAAUCCAAUUGUUUUGUCGGGUCCGGGUAUCGAUCUGGCACUGGUGUAACUCUGUCGUCCGUUGAUUUGUGGAAUAAAAGUCGAUGCUGGUGGGGUAAUUGCUCCAGUGAAUGUU